GCGCGCUUUUCCGGCCUACCCAAAAAGAUCGAUAGAUUCGAGCUCCCGUUGGUUGAAGAUUGCGGAUUGCAGUGGAGGGGUAGGGCACAGUAUACACACACAUACAUAGUCGGAGGUCCCGAUUGAGCACAAGGUCGUCUCCUCAUCAUGAGCUCAGGCGGGGGAGAUGCGAAGCUCUUUGCGAGAGUACGUACCGUCCCAUCCAGUCCUGUCUUCUCUCUAUUGCUGCUCUGCGCCGCCUUGUCUGGCAUUGCCAGCGUAUAUACUUCUGUCAAGCAUGCGCCGUCAGAUCGGCAGCUGUUCUGAAGGUUGCAGCUUGGAUAUCUUUCCUCACGCGACGGUGUCAAAUGCCUUCUUCUACGAUGUUUCUCCCCCAUUACGUUCCGCCGUCAGGCCCUGGUUCACCUUACUCACCUUAUUGGCGUUCUCCACAGGGCAAAGUUGCGGAAUUACGACUCGAGUUGAAUAGUGGUGGGAAGAAGGAUAAGAAUCAUGCGGCCAAGAAGAUUGCGUUGAAGAAGAUCGUGGCCAACAUGACGAUGAGCAACAAUGAUAUGGUGGCUCUGUUCCCAGAUAUCGUUGGCUGCAUGGCAAUACAGAGCUUGGAGAUCAAGAAGAUGUGCUUCUUGUUCCUAGUGAACUAUGCUCGUAUGAAGCCUGACGUUGCUUUGAAGGCUUUACCUACACUACAAGAAGACAUGACCGAUUCGAAUCCGCUUGUCAGAGCUCUUGCCCUGCGAACCAUGUCCUAUAUACACGUCCGCGAAUUUGUCGAAGCUACAGUUCCACCUACGAAGCAACUGCUGCGAGAUUCAGAUCCCUAUGUACGGAAAACAGCAGCGUUCUGCGUGGCGAAGCUAUAUGACCAUGACAGACAAUUAGUCGAGAGCUCGGAUCUCAUUGAUAGGUUGAAUUCGAUGCUUCGAGAUGACAAUCCCACAGUCGUGGCUAGUGCUUUGGCAAGUUUGAUGGAUAUCUGGGAAAGGAGUGAUGCGAUCAAACUUACGAUUGACUAUGGGAAUGCUUCGAAGAUGGUGCAAAUAUUGCCAGAUUGCUCCGAAUGGGGCCAAACAUACAUUCUUGAGGCGUUGAUGUCCUACGUCCCGCAAGAGUCCUCGGAAGCUCUGUUGCUUGCAGAGCGGAUUUCACCUCGAUUAUCACAUUCAAACUCUGCUGUGGUACUAACUUGCAUAAGAGUUAUUCUUUACCUGAUGAACUAUAUUGCGGACCAAAAGCAGAUAUCAAUCUUGUGUCGAAAACUGUCUCCGCCACUCGUCACGUUGCUAGCGAAAGGGCCAGAAGUACAAUAUCUAGCCUUGAGGAACGCACUGCUGAUCUUGCAGCGGCGGCCGGAAGUUCUUCGAAAUGACAUUAGAGUGUUCUUUUGCAAGUACAAUGACCCGAUUUAUGUCAAAGUCACAAAACUGGAGUUGAUCUUCAUGCUCGCGACUGAGAACAACAUCGAGGAAGUUCUGACGGAAUUGAGAGAAUACGCAACUGAAAUCGACGUCCAUUUCGUGCGAAAAUCCGUUCGUGCAAUUGGAAAGCUGGCAAUCAAGAUUGAGCCGGCCGCCAGACGAUGUAUCAACACCCUGCUCGAGCUUGUGGCCACAAAAGUUACAUAUAUUGUUCAGGAAGCAACAGUGGUCAUCAGAAACAUCUUUAGGAAGUAUCCCAAUCAGUACGAAUCCAUUAUCUCGACGCUUUGCGAAAACCUCGAUUCUCUGGAUGAACCUGAGGCUAAAGCUGCGAUGAUUUGGGUUAUCGGGCAGUAUGCGUCUAGGAUUGAGAACUCAGAUGUGCUGCUCGAGGACUUCCUUUACUCCUUUGCUGAUGAGCCUGUCGAAGUCCAGCUCGCUCUUUUGACAGCCACCGUGAAGUUGUUCAUUCAACGACCGACUAAGGGCCAGGAGCUUGUUCCAAAGGUCCUCAAAUGGGCAACGGAAGAUACCGAUAACCCUGAUCUGAGAGACAGAGGGUACAUGUAUUGGCGACUGCUGUCAUCAGAUAUGGCAACGGCCAAAGCAAUAGUGAUGGGCGAGAAACCUCCCAUCACCGCCGAAUCCGAAAAACUAGACCCAGCCACGCUCGAAGAAAUGUGUCUGAAUGUCGGAACGUUGGCUACUGUGUACCUAAAACCAGUUCAGCAAGUUUUCCGAUCUGCUCGGCCGCGAAAAUUGGCAGACAGCCCGGCUCUCCAAAAACACCUUCUACCAACAGCCAACGGCCUCGAUUCACAGAAAUCAUUAUCAUCCUUCGGAAUGGAGGGUCAACCUACAGUCAGGCCCUCGAACAACGGAGACCUAGCAGCCGCAGUCGAUGCAGCAGACGAGUUCUUCGCUGGAGUGGGCAGUAAUCAAAUGGCCGCCAUGCACGUCAAUGGAGGUGACGACGGGUUUGGCGGUAGUCCGACCGUCGGCAGAGGGGAGAUGCAAUAUGUUGUGAAUCAGAACGCGCCAGAGCAGGUAUACCAACCUACUAUGGGCGGCGGAUCGAAUGGGGAUCUUCUCAUGCUUUGAGAAUGGAUGCAUAGUUUGCGGCAGCGUAGU
Messenger RNA from Mollisia scopiformis, 2549 nucleotides. RefSeq names its product Adaptor protein complex beta subunit. Gene Ontology annotation, biological process: vesicle-mediated transport; intracellular protein transport. Lineage: Eukaryota; Fungi; Ascomycota; Leotiomycetes; Helotiales; Mollisiaceae. The record is from RefSeq and is a predicted model, not a curated record. The transcript has 4 exons. The coding region runs from base 348 to 2519 and encodes 723 amino acids. Gene Ontology annotation, molecular function: clathrin binding. Gene Ontology annotation, cellular component: membrane coat.